Pistacia vera is the source of this 1318-nucleotide messenger RNA. RefSeq lists its product as uncharacterized. Lineage: Eukaryota; Viridiplantae; Streptophyta; Magnoliopsida; Sapindales; Anacardiaceae. The record is from RefSeq and is a predicted model, not a curated record. The transcript has a single exon. The coding region runs from base 560 to 1174 and encodes 204 amino acids.
GAGUUAGAAGAGCUAAGAGAGAAAUAUAUAGCCUGUACGGAGAGAACUAAUACUCAUAUUAAAUAAUCAAUUGAAGUCGGUAAGCUUAUGAAAUGGAAUCCUAAUCCUAUGCUAUGCUUCCUAGAUCACAUUUGCUCAGCGCUUUUUCGGCCUUUGGACAUUUAUCUCAUGAUUUAGGAACUGUCACUGGGAAUCUAUGAAACAUCUGAAACAUUUAAGUACUCCAGAGAUUUUAUGAGUUACAGAAAUCAAAUUAUGUCGUAAACUAUGCAUCAUUUUCUUAGUGUACUGAAAACUGUAAAGCAUUUCUCUUCUUUUUCUAUUCUAACUUCUUUAAGUUUUAUAUCUUUGAUGUAUUUCUAUGAUUUUUUCAAUAAUGAUUAGAUGGCACUUAACUGGUAACCCGUAAUUCUGGGAUAGCAGUAUGAACUUAGAUAUUUCAGACCUAAAGAAUGACAAUUAUAGUUGUCUGUCAUGAUGGCACGAUUCUAUUUCUUCUUCCAAAUCCAUGAUUUAAUUGUGUCAUUAUGCCGAGCACAUCUUUAUUGUGACAUUUCAAAUGACUACAGCAAAAGUAACCGACAACCCUGCUGAUGAGUUGGUGGCUGUGCUCAACAAAAAUAGAACUGCACACAAGGAGUCAUCCCUCUAUGAUAAUCCAGGCCUGGCGUGCAUUGCUUUGCAGUAUAUAAAAGCAUAUGAAGGCGACUGUAGUGCUGUAGGAGGGACAGAUGCCAAGAAACCUCCUGAUUCUUCAUUUGCAGACACUUUUGCCCCCAACUGUGGUGUUCUUGCGUCAUCCCUCUCUCAAAUUACUGGUCGUUUUCUAGGUUGCCACUCAUCUUAUGUCGAUGCUUCUAAAGCUUUUUCGGAUAUCCUGAUGGAAAACAGCAAAAGCUUAGAUAUUCUAUACAGUAAGAAUCACACCGAAGUUGGGGCUGCUGUGACUGGUACCGAUGGUGGGUCUCCCUAUUUCUGGUGUGUCUUGUUUAGCAAUGGCAAACAUAAUGCAAGCUUUCUUUUUGAGGAUGGUGUGGCUAAAAUAUCAAGGCCUGGAUGUUUUAGCGGCGCUAACGAUGAAUGCAGUGGUGUCGAUGAUUUGCAUCAACCCCAUCGUCUAUGGCCAUAUGCCAUUACAGCUUUGAUUGCAGUGGCUUAUGGGUUUGGUUUAUGAUCUUGUUUAGAAGAAUCCCACUUGUUUUUUUAGGCCUCUUUAAUGUUGUUGUAUUUGGCCUCUGUAAUUUGUUCUAUAUAUCAAUUCCAUUGUAUGCAAAUUCAUGUCAUUCAUUUGUUCUAGUAAAAUUCUUAAUGUAUAAUU